AGGGGUCCUUACACACAUCCACACACCACACGGCGCCCGUUUCAUCAUGAGUGUAAGUAUCAUUCCCCGCUGCCACGAGCAGAUGCGCCUUCCCCUCUCCUCUCACCCUUGCUUCUGCACCGCCCGCUUGUCGAUCUCCUACCAUGUCGAAGCUGACAGAAAUGAACGAGCAGUACGGCAACAGCGGUUACAACCAGAUCGACCACGGCGCGAACCCGUACGAUCAGCGCAACGAUGGCGCUCAAGGUGGUCGCUACAACAACUACUCCCAGGGCCAAUACGAUGACCCUGGGCUAGAGAUGCAGAACUACGGUGACCAGCCUGCCCGCAGCGCAGACCCCAAUGCUAUCCUCAACGAGUGCCGCGAAGUCGACCGCGCCCUCGACGACCUCGACGGCCAGCUCGCCAACCUGGAGCGCGUGUUCAGACAGGUGCUGGCUCGCCCAGACAUGCCCUCUGGCGAGAUCAACAACCUCAGCACACAGAUUAUGACAGGCUACCGCGGGCUCGUUUCGCGCGUCAAGAAUAUCAAGAGCAAGCCCGAGUCUGGCAGCCCCAGGAACGCGCCACAGGUUGGAAAGGUCGACCGCAGGCUGAAGGCCACCAUCAACAAGUACCAGACCCUCGAGGCCGACUUCAGGCGAGACUCGCAGGCCGCUGCUGAGCGCCAGUACCGCAUUGUGCGCCCCGAUGCGACCGAGGAGGAGGUCAGGGAAGCUGUUGCAGACCCCGAUGCGCCCAUCUUCCAGCAAGCUCUGCUUAACUCCGACCGUCGCGGCCAAGCUUCGUCCACCCUCCGCAACGUCAAGGAGCGUCACGAAGCCAUCCAGAACAUCGAGCGCCAGAUGGUCGAGCUCGCCCAGCUGUUCCAGGACCUUGAUCAGAUCGUGCAGCAGCAGGAGCCUCUCGUCGCCAACAUCGAGCAGAAGGGCGAGGAGAUCCACGACAACGUCGUUCAGGCCAACAACGAGAUCGGUGGCGCAAUUGUGAAGGCCCGCAGCAGGAACCGCAAGAAGUGGUGGUGCCUGCUCGUCGUUCUGCUCAUCAUCAUCGUUGUUGUCGUUAUUGCCGUUGUUGUCACACAGGUCAACAAGGCUGCCACCGGCACCUAAAUGCUCGCACCCUGAUCAUCGUCUUUGCAGCUCCUACGUUCGACUCGAGCGUCUCCCAGCUCGAAUCGUGCCGUUGCCGUAUCCACCACCCACCACACCG
Messenger RNA from Boeremia exigua, 1212 nucleotides. RefSeq names its product t-SNARE. The record is from RefSeq and is a predicted model, not a curated record. Gene Ontology annotation, cellular component: SNARE complex; plasma membrane; endomembrane system. Gene Ontology annotation, molecular function: SNARE binding; SNAP receptor activity. Bases 144 to 1112 code for a protein of 322 amino acids. Lineage: Eukaryota; Fungi; Ascomycota; Dothideomycetes; Pleosporales; Didymellaceae. The transcript has 3 exons. Gene Ontology annotation, biological process: intracellular protein transport; vesicle fusion; exocytosis.